UUAAAGGGAUUGAAAAAAUAACUUUAAUUUGUUCCAUUCAGUCGGAAUAAAAUGAAUAGCUCAAUAUUUAUUAAAAUUUUUUAAUGAAAUUCAAUUUACUGUAUCUUUAUACCUUGGAUGUCGUUCAAAUUGAUUAUACAUAGUUAAAUAAGGGCUUUCAAUAUGGAAACGUAAAAAUUAAAAAUAAAAAUUAUACGGUCAAUUUUGAUCAGUUAUUGCACAAUGUAAAGACGAUAUUUUUAAUUUCGUUCUAUUGCAUGCGAGAAUUGGGCAAUUUUAAGUUGACUAUUUAAGCGGGUACCAUGUACAUAUUCUGCAUAAAUAAUAAUAUAACAUAGCCAAAUAUAUCUGACUCAAUUUUUAGAGUCAUAAUAAUGUUAUCUAUUAUUACUCUUUUUUCAUUAUAUUACCCAAAAACAGGAAUAAACAAUGAGCUACUUUACUGUAUUGCGCUUUAGACAUUGCGCAAUUUUAAAUAAGUCUCUCAUAGAAAAAUGUUUAAUGCAAUAUUUAAUGUAUCAUGCAAGAGUAUAUUCUACUGAAAUUGAUAACCAUCAUAAAAAUUAUAUUGCUAAAAAGGAUAAUAUCAACAGAAGAAAAGUAUUUAAAUCGCGAAUACUUGAUGACAUUAAACAGACUAAACGAAAAGUAGAAGAAAUUAUUGAGAAAGAAAAUAUUUGGACCAUACCAAAUUUCCUCUGCAUGGGUCGAAUUCUGACAUCACCUUAUUUAAGUUAUUUAAUUCUGUCACAAGAGUACCAGGUAGCACUGUGGUUGUUAAUAAUUUCAGCGUUUAGUGAUUUAGCAGAUGGAUGGAUUGCACGUACAUGGACAUCCCAAGCUUCUAAGCUUGGUAGCUUUUUAGAUCCAGUCGCGGAUAAAUUACUUGUAGGUACACUAUUUUUGUCAUUAGCAUGGGUAGGAUUGGUUCCUAUUCCCUUGACAUGUCUCGUCAUCGCAAGAGACACUGCCCUAGUGACAGCUGCAUCGUACAUAAGAUACCAAUCUUUACCACCACCAAAAACACUGGCCAGGUAUUUUGAUCCUACAUAUGCCACAGUACAAUUAGCUCCAACAUAUAUAAGUAAAAUUAAUACUGCAAUUCAGUUGUCUUUUGUUGCUGGAACAUUGGCUGCUCCUAUAUUUCAUUUUAUAAACCAUCCAAUUUUGGAAAUUUUAUGUUAUCUAACUGCAGUGACAACACUAGCAGGUGGUAUAAGUUAUUUGGUAUCAAACAAAACAUAUAAAAUGUUAAGAAAGAAAACUUCAACAAAAUCACCCCCUUAGGUAUAACAUAUGUAUAUUAUAAACACUGAAUACUAAGAACAGAACAUUGCCAUUAUUUGUAAAUUUAUUACUGUACAAUAUGAUAUAAUUUAAAUAUACAUACAGGAAUAAAAUUAGUAAUAAUGUA
Molecule: messenger RNA, 1414 nt
Organism: Osmia lignaria (orchard mason bee)
Lineage: Eukaryota; Metazoa; Arthropoda; Insecta; Hymenoptera; Megachilidae
Source: RefSeq, a predicted model, not a curated record